Girardinichthys multiradiatus is the source of this 1202-nucleotide messenger RNA. RefSeq names its product homeobox protein DBX1-B-like. Bases 70 to 975 code for a protein of 301 amino acids. Gene Ontology annotation, molecular function: DNA binding; DNA-binding transcription factor activity, RNA polymerase II-specific. The record is from RefSeq and is a predicted model, not a curated record. Gene Ontology annotation, biological process: cell differentiation in spinal cord; regulation of transcription by RNA polymerase II. Lineage: Eukaryota; Metazoa; Chordata; Actinopteri; Cyprinodontiformes; Goodeidae. The transcript has 4 exons.
AACCAGUUAAAGGCACUUCAGGGAUCAGAGAAGCAGUUUGCAUUUUUUAUAUUCCCAGUUUGGAGCACCAUGAUGUUCCCCUGCAGCGCCCUGUCGCCGCCUCUCUACCCGGGCUUCCUGCAUCCUCCUGCGGCUCUCUCCUCGCCCCUCAGCCGCUCUCUGCCCUCCGGCUUCCUGGUGGAUGAUCUGCUCCGGCUGAGCCAGCCUGUCGGUUACAUCCACCGGACUUUCUCCUCCGGGAGCCCCGGUGAGCUUAUCCAGCUCAGCUCGGGGCUGGGUGCUUCCCCUCGUGCGGCCGGUUCAGUCACAGAACCACCGAACCGAACUGGGUCACCGCACACGGGCUGCUCGGACUCUGGAUACCUGAAGUUCGGCGUCAGUACCAUCCUGGCCCCGUCCACACGAAGCGUUCAGAGUCUUCAGACAAAGUCGCUGCCGUUCUUUGAUGGAAACCUUCAUCCUCUCAUCAGAGCCUCGUACUUCACAGCCUCUUCCUCCUCUGUGGUUCCUGUUCCAGGAACCUUUUCUUGGCCUCUGGCCCCCCGGGGGAAGCCCAGGAGGGGAAUGUUGCGGCGGGCCGUGUUCUCGGACCUCCAGAGGAAGGCGCUGGAGAGAACCUUCCAGAAACAGAAGUACAUCAGCAAACCAGACAGAAAGAAACUGGCCACUAAACUGGGACUGAAGGACUCACAGGUGAAGAUCUGGUUUCAGAACCGCAGGAUGAAGUGGAGGAACUCCAAGGAGCGAGAGCUGCUGUCAACAGGUGGUUGCCGACAGCAAACCCUACCCACGAAAACCAACCCCCAUCCGGACCUGACCGACGUGGGCAGCACCUUCUGCCAGCGGCUGAACCAGGCUGCAGCAAACAGACAGGAGUCACAUCCCCAUCACCAUCAGAGCCCCUCCUCUCCAUCAGAUUUGAGCAAACAGUCUGAGCUCUCAGAGUCCGACCCUGAAGAAAUCACAGUUUCUUAAAGAGGAUUCAUGACAGAAACUCCAAAGUGCCUGAAUCUGCUCUGUAUAUAGCUGUAUUUACUCACUGUUUCUGUACAGAGUUGUUUAUAGGCAGUUAAAUAAGGUACAUUGUGCUGCUCUUGAUUUAAUAUUUGUAGAUUUUGAUUAAUUUGUUUGAAACUUAAAACUUUUUUCCAAGCAUAUUUUUCAUUUUUCAUAUUUUUGUUAAAAUAAAUCCAAAAAAGUCU